This is a messenger RNA of Patiria miniata (bat star), 1197 nucleotides long. RefSeq lists its product as uncharacterized. Lineage: Eukaryota; Metazoa; Echinodermata; Asteroidea; Valvatida; Asterinidae. The record is from RefSeq and is a predicted model, not a curated record. Bases 1 to 1197 code for a protein of 398 amino acids. The transcript is spliced from 8 exons.
AUGGGCUCAAUUGAGCCAUGGGCCCUCCCUAUUCAUGGGAAACAUACGUCACAGAGCACCGAAUGGUCGCCUCAUCAAUCUUAUCAGGCCAUCGAUGGACGGACGAAUUCCUUCUCGCACACCGAUGAUAAUGAUCCGCAUCCUUGGUGGCUGCUUGACCUAGGUAGCCCUCACAACUUGAGUAGAAUCAACGUCACUCUCCGAAAGGACAGCGGGGGUUUUCGUUUCACCGGGGCGAUAGGGCGAGCCGGACUGAGCCCCAACUUCGCCGAGAACCUGCCGUGCGGCUCACCGGCUACCAGCGAACAGUCUCAGGAUGGAGCUGAGAUCCCGUUCCUGUGCGAGCCACCGCGGACGGCUAGGUAUAUCAGCUUGGACAUCGAUACCUCCAUGCCCGGUGUAGAUCCGAGAGAGGCAUAUCUGCAACUUGCCGAGGUGACGGUGGAAAACGUCACGUCUGCCCUCCCUGUUAAUGGGAAAAGUACAUCACAGAGCUCAACAUGGCUUCCUCACCCUUCUUUUUUGGCCAUCGAUGGAUGGACAUAUUCCUUCACGCACACUGGUCCUAAUGAUCCGCAUCCUUGGUGGCUGCUGGACCUAGGUAGCAAUCACUGCUUGGGCAGAAUCAAUGUCACUCUCCGAACUGAUGGAUGGGGUUUUCGUUUCAUCGGGGCGAUAGCCCGAGCUGGACUGAGCCCCAACUUCAACGAGAACCUGCCGUGCGGCUCACCGGCUACCAGCGAACAGUCUCAGAAUGGAGCCGAGAUCACGUUCCUGUGCGAGCCACCGCGGCUUGCUAGGUAUGUCAGCUUGGACAUCAAUACUUCCAUGCCCGGUGUGGAUGCAGCACGUGCAUUUCUGCAACUUGCCGAGUUGGCGGUUGAAGAGUACACGUCUGGAGAGUGUGCUGCUCCUGGUUAUUUGGGAUGUUUUGGGGACGCUGAAUAUCGUUCCCUAUCGGUCGGCCCAGCAGCCUCAGAAUAUGAACAGUCGGUAGAGUGGUGCUUCAGAAACUGUUUGGAACCUACCGAGUAUAAAUAUGCGGGAAUGGAAUACAAAUACGAAUGCUGGUGUGGGAAUGACAACUACGAUAAACACGGUAAAGAGCCGGAUUCCGAUUGCAAAUAUGUGUGCCCCGGAAACAACAAUCAGAUCUGUGGAGGCAGUUGGCGCAUAUCCGUGUACACAGGUGAGUAG